AUGGUGAAUGAAUACAAGAAAAUCGUUCUACUGGUAGGAUUAGAGGCCAUCGAUGGUUAUGAAUUUCACACAAUUAAGUCUUUACUGGCCCAUGAUUUAAAAUUGACUAAAAAAUUGGAAGAUGAAUAUAACAGAAUGAAGAUUGCUGACUUGAUGGAAAAAAAGUUCCAAGGUGCUGGCUGUGUGGAAAAACUAAUGGAAUUGUUCAAAGGUAUACCAGCACUUGAAGACCUCAUUAGAAAGCUUCAGACUGAGAAAUUAAAAGGUAAAAAAUCAAAGAAAAAGAAAAAAACUCCAUUGAAACAGAGAAAUCAGAAGGAAGUGCGUUCUGUUACACCUGCACCCACCACAAGUAAUGCUCUGACAUCCAAAGCAGCAGAGGAGACUCCUGGAGCUGAGCUAAGAAAAUUAAACUACAUUCAGAAAAGGAAAUAUACAACCGAAGAAAAGACUGGGACCAAAAGGAAAAAGGUGUCCCAGGAGCAGAGUCCGCUUCCCUGUCCUGCAGGAGCCAGCGUAUCUGCAACCAUGUGCCAUCCCCCACCUCCCCAGAUCUCAUCAUCAACUCCAUCCAACACUUCCUUGACUCAGAACACUCAGGCCAAAUGUCAGGUUGCCAUAGGAAAUGUUCUCCAAAAGGGUCCAGCCACAGUGAUGGUACUGAAAGCAACAGAGCCAUUUGAAUAUGAGUCCCCAGAAGGGGGCAAAAACACAAUGUUUCAUGCUACAGUGGCUACUGAGAGUCAAUUUUUCCAAGUGAAGGUUUUCAAUACCAACUUGAAAAAGAAAUUCACAAAAGAUAAGGUCAUUAUAAUAUCUGAUUGCUUUGAAUGCAAAGGAAUCCUGGAGACAAAUGAAGCAUAAUCUGUGUAUGAAGCUGGUCUUGAUCAAAAGAUUACAAUCCCAAACAGCAUUAUCAAAAGAGCAAGUGAAACUCCCAAGAUUGAUCAUCUUUACAAGCAAGCAUCAGGAACAAUAGUGUAUGGGCUGUUUCUGUUACAAAAGAAACAAGUGAACAAGAAGAGUAUCUAUGCAAUACAGGAUAAUACAGGAAACAUGGAUGUAGUGGGGAAUGGAAAAUGGCACAAUAUCAAGUGUGAGAAAGCAGAUAAACUUCAGCUCUUCUGCUUUCAACUGAGAACAAUUGACCACAAACUGAGACUGAUGUAUGGAACCCACAGUUCCAUCAAGGUCAUCAAAACCAAGAGAAGCAAGAAAAGACCAAACAAUUCAAAUUUAAAUUUGGAAAUUGAAAUAGAAACCCCCCUGCAAGUGAAUUAG
Molecule: messenger RNA, 1281 nt
Organism: Cynocephalus volans (Philippine flying lemur)
Lineage: Eukaryota; Metazoa; Chordata; Mammalia; Dermoptera; Cynocephalidae
Product: myeloid cell nuclear differentiation antigen-like
Biological process (GO): cellular response to interferon-beta; activation of innate immune response
Cellular component (GO): nucleoplasm; cytosol; nucleolus
Molecular function (GO): double-stranded DNA binding
Source: RefSeq, a predicted model, not a curated record